Acanthopagrus latus (yellowfin seabream) is the source of this 3784-nucleotide messenger RNA. RefSeq lists its product as uncharacterized. The coding region runs from base 30 to 3149 and encodes 1039 amino acids. The transcript has 7 exons. The record is from RefSeq and is a predicted model, not a curated record. NCBI's taxonomy places the organism in Eukaryota, Metazoa, Chordata, Actinopteri, Spariformes, Sparidae. Gene Ontology annotation, molecular function: GTP binding.
GGAAACUAAAUAAAAAGACAUCUAUAUUUAUGUUUAUUUUUGGAAGUCAUUCUCUUUACAUAACAGAUGGUAGAUUAGAUGUUAAACACCUACAGUACUUAACCUAUCCAGUUCUCAAUUUUUCCCAUUUCAUUUGCACGUUCAUCUCAGUCUGGUUUGGUUUAAAGCCAUAUAUAUUCCUAAAAACAACUUUUGCUUUUGUUCACUUUCCAGCUAUGAGUGAACAAUUGAGAGGGAGCUUCAACGGGUCUUCCCCCCCGGAGCUCAGACUUGUUCUUCUGGGAAACAUUGGAUGUGGAAAGACAUCAUCAGCAGACACUAUCCUGGGCCAGCUGUCCCCAGUAACUCCCAGUUCCUCCAGGAGCUGCCAGCUGCGGCAGGGUGUCUCUGAUGGCAGGAGUGUGACCCUGGUAGAGGCGCCGAGGUGGUUCUGGGUCGGAGGCAAGGUGGAGGACAGCGUCAGGAAGGAGACUGAGCAUGCGUUGACGCUGCUAGCACCAGGCCCACAUGCUGUUUUACUACUGGUACCUGUUUGCGUGUUUACAGAGAUGGAGGGUCGUGUGCCUGCGGAGCUGGAGUUGGUGUUUGGGGAGGAGGUGCUGGAUCACACCCUGGUCCUGCUGACUUGUGGGGACUACUUGAUGGGAAAAACAGUGGAGGAGUACCUGCGGGAAGAACACCCAGGCCUGAGGCAGAUAAUUGAGCGCUGUGGGGGGAGGUACCAUGUCAUUAAUAAUCGUAAGCCGGACAACAGGGAGCAGGUCUGUGAGCUUCUGGACAAGGUUGACAACAUGGUGAGGAAAAAUGGGGUAUACACCAAGAAAUCAGCUCAGGAGAAAGAACUGGACAAACGAAUGAGAGACAGAAAGCAAGAACUUAUGGAAAGUUACAGAGCUCAAAAGGAAGAGAGAAUGGAGAGGACUGCUUCAACACAUAUCCCAAACACAGAAACACAGAGGAGUAAUGAUAGUGGAGAGGACUACAGCACCACCUGGGAGAGGAGAAGAAGAGAAGAGAGGGAUGUGAUGGAUGGAAGAGUGGGUGUGAGCCAAGUGUCAAACGGGCUUCAUUCAACUCCAGCACCAGAGCGACAGUCAUAUUCAGAGCCACAUGAGGUCACACAGGUGAAGAGGACACCCAGUUUCAGACUAAAUGCAGAUGGAGCUCUACUCUCACAAAUGACUGAGGUUAAAUCAUCACCAAAAUUGGUCACUACUUUGCACCACAGAAUCAACAGUUUUGAAGACAGGUCCCCUGAGGUGUCUCCGACCUCCUCUCCUGAUUCGCCUGUCUUCGCCUCUUCCCCGUCAUUGCCAGCCUUCAACCAAGCUCCUUCAUCUUCGUCCUCCGCCUACUCAUUCCCUUUAUCCUCCUCUUCCUCCUCCUCCUCAUCAUCUCAGGAGCUCCGUCUGGUGAUGCUUGGGCGAUCUGGAGCAGGAAAGAGCACCGCUGCCAACUACAUAUUGGGACAGAAGGCGUUUGAGUCACAUCCAGAAAGCCUCACAGCGAUCACUAAGGAGUGUGAGAAAAAGAAAGCUCUGGUUGAAGGAAGACAGGUGGCGUUGGUGGAUACCCCAGACUGGUUCAAUUCAGAGCAAACGCCAAAUGAGGUUCGAGCUCAGAUCUCCUCCUGUGUUGCUUUAUCCAGUCCCGGUCCCCAUGCCUUCCUCCUGUGCGUCCCUUUAGACCAGCCAGCAAAGACCGAGCUGCAGGCUCUCAGGGCUCUUGAAUCCAUUUUUGGUCCGGAGUCGGUCGAAAGACACACGAUGGUCCUCUUUACUUACGCAGAUCGACUGAGGGAAAGUGGGAAGGCUGGAAACAACAGCGUGGAGGCUUACAUCGCUGGUCAGCGUGGGGAUUUGUUAAAGCUGGUGGAGAAAUGCGGGGACAGGUUUCAUGUGAUGGAGACGGCAGGAGGUUGGAGGAAGAGUAAGAAUUUGGUAGAGCUGCUUGAGAAGGUGGAGCAGACAGUGAAGGAGGCUGGGGGACAGUGUUACUCUUGUCCUGCUUUUCAGGAGGCAGAGAAGAGAGUGAGGCAGAGACAAGUGGAGAUGGCAAGGGAGAGAAGGGGGAAAAAACUAGAGGAAGAAAGACAAGGGGACGUUAGACAGCUCAGUUCUGAUAGGCGGGCACUUUAUUCCUACAUGCAGCCUGUGGUUGAGGCAGAAGAGGAAGUGAGAGAGGAUGAGAUUGAGAAAACAAGGGAUGAGGCAGAGAUGAGUGUAAGAACCAUGAAUAUCGAGAGCCUUCCUCCUGUUACACUUUCCAGCAUUAACCCCUCACUUCUCAGUUCCAUUAGGGAGAAAAUGGAGUCUGGUGCAAAGAAUUUACCCAAGCUGUUAGCAGAUAGCUCUGUGUGGAUCAGCGAGGGAGCAAAGAAGGUGAAAAGUAGUCCAGUGUGGGGAAAGGUCGGCGGCGGAGCACAAAAUGUCCAGAAAAUAGUGGUUGACAGUUCUGUGUGGGGGAAGGUUGGAGCUAGUGCCGGACAUGUGUCCAAACUAAUAGGAGAUAGAGUUCCCAAGGUAGUGGUGGAUGGUUCUGCAUGGGUGGGAUCCGGAGCAAAGGCUGCCACAGCAAAUCCCAUGUGGGGAAAAGUUGGUUCAGGGGCAAAAUCAGGGGCCAAACUGAUGGCAGAUGGUUCCAUGCGUGUCGGAGCCGGGAUUGGAACCGGGGCAAAGAAUUUGGCAAAGAGUCCUAUGUGGGGAAAAGUCGGAUCUGGGGCCAAAACUGGAGCUAAACUGAUGGCUGAAAAUUCCAUGCGAGUUGGAGCUGGAAUCAGUUCCGGUGCGAAGAAGGUGGCACAGAGUCCUGUGUGGGGGAAGGUGGGCUCUGGGGCCAAAGCAGGGGCCAAAAUGGUGGCUGAGAGCUCGGUGUGGGAGAAAAUUGGGACCACCGCUAAACAGGUGCCAAAGGUAGUCGUAGGGGGAGCAUUGCUAGGACUGGUGCUUGGCGUGUUUUUGGGGGGUGUGCUCGGCGGAGCUGUUGGGGCAGUGGCUGGAUCUGCAGUAUCUGAGGUGGGCAGACGAAAAUUCAGCAAGAAAAACACAUUAGAAAACACGAAUGAAGCUGCAAAAAAUAUGGAGCGAAAAGUGAAUGACGGCAUGAACUCACUGGUAAAACAAGGUGAGAAAGUACUGAAAACUGAAUGAAGGGCUGAAUGUACAUUAAAUGUGUAACAAAUAAAAAGAAAAUAACAUCAGACAUUAAUAAUAUCAGAGUGUAUCAUUGGAAAAACAGUGGAGAAUAUGUUUUUCAUUUUGAUUUUGACCAGCGAUCUUGACCCUUUUCAUGUUUGUUUCUUUUUACACAACAAUGAUGCAAUUUCUUCAUUUGUAAAGAAAUGCAUUGAGAUGAUACCCAGCUUCAAUAAUUAAUUGUAUCCUGGCAGUUCAUGAAUGAGAAUGUGUGUGAUUUCCUUUGACAAGGCAAAUGUUGAUAUCAAGAGGUUAAAACCAGACUGACCUACAAACAUUUUUAGUUAUGAAUGUCAAAAUAUUGUUGUAUAAGUAUAUUGUCAUCUACAAAUGUUGUCCUUCUCGAUCUGCUCUAGCAAUAUGCCUGAAAACAUGUUUUCAGAUUUUGUCAAAAUGUGUUUAGGUAUAUGUCUUAUAUGCUGUGUGCAAGAUGUGUCCGAUUCUGUGAGAAAAUAUAUUUUUGUAUAUUAUUUCCUGUUCAUCUUUAAAGCAAGUUAUACAUAUACAGUAUAUCGAUCAUUUAGGAAUUAUCUCUUGCUAAUACUGUAAUCUUCUUCAGCUCUCAAUUAAAAAACACUUAUUUAAAAUGA